GAGGGCGCCGCGAACAACUUCGCGCGCGGACACGUCGCCAUCGGCGAGGAGACCGUCGACCCAGUGCCCGAUCGGAUCAGGAAGCCCGCCGACAGCUGCACCUGCCUCCAGGGCGCCAUGAUCAACAGCGCCCUCGGCGGAGGCGCUGGCUCUGGGCUCGGUUGCCUGAUGCGGGAGCACCUGUCCGUCGACUACCGGGAAGACUUAGUUGGCACCCCGCCCGCGCAUCCACCUCAUGCUCCGAGCAACGCGCUCGCGGUCUCCGCGGAGAAGGCGCACCGCGAGCAGUCGUCAGUGGCGGAGAUCACCACGUCCGUCUUCGGCCCCGCUUCCACGUUCGCGAAGCGCGACCCCGCGCCGCGGCAAGCGUGGCGCUUCGCUGGAGGUUUCGCGGGCUACCCGCCGGGGUGGAAAGGGCACCGACGACGCGUGGUCGACGCGGCAGACGAGACGCUGGCGGGCGCGGUUCCGGGCUGGAGCAGCAUUUCGAAGAACCGCUAUCUCCUGACCCGGGCCGAUGCCAACGAGGUGCCCAGGACUUUCUCACCUCCAGGAUCUUCAGAGCGGGGGGGGCAGUGCACCUCUCGUGCCAAGACAUGCAGGGAAUUCACAGGCGGGUCGCAGCCUGACAGGCGGGUGGACCAGCCGACGUACAAGUUUCGGCCUACAGGAAUGCCUAUCUGCGGACCAUCGCGCUGGUUUACCGUUACAGCGGAUUACGAGGAGGUCGGUAUCGAAACCGCGGAGGGCGAGGGUGAGGAGGAGGGCUACAGCGACGAGUUCUGGGCAGGCUGCCGCACAUGAGUCGCAAGAGUUGACUUGCAAGUUGUGAUCCGAUCUUUGACAGAGCUUAUUUCCGCGCUGUCUCGCACAGACUUGCAUUCUAAUGCAGGGUGCAGGUGUGGUUUUCACGCUGAUCUUCUGCUGUUCACUCGCACGUGACAUCUCGACUCGACAUGGCCGAACUGCUUGGCCACUUCGUGUCCACGUAAUUUUGCCGUCGC
Messenger RNA from Prorocentrum cordatum, 1004 nucleotides. Lineage: Eukaryota; Dinophyceae; Prorocentrales; Prorocentraceae. The record is from the annotation of a GenBank genome assembly.